AUGUCAUUACUCCUUUCCCUCUUAACAAACCGCAUUCAACUUGAUCCUGCUUAUGAAAAGGGUGCAUGGGACUUUGUCCGAGCUGUUUCUGCUGUUAGAGGAGAUAGUCAGUUGAUCAUUUGCCCUUGUAAAGACUGUCGCAAUGUUGAUCGUCAUUCAGGCAUUAAUGUAGUUGAUCAUCUUGUGAGACGUGGAAUGGAUGAGGAUUACAAGCGGCGUAAGGACUGGUAUCAUCACGGAGAAUUGAGCUCAGUGGAGGCUGAAGUAGGGAUGAAAGGAAAUCAGUUAAACGAAGAGAUUGUUGGGUUAUACAGAGCUGCUGAGACUAAGUAUGGCUGUUCUGAUUUCUGUGAGAUGGAAGAGGUAGAAGACAAGAAAGAAGAUGAGUUCUUGGCAAAGAUAGUAGAUGCCGAAACACCAUUAUAUCCAAACUGUGCAAACCAUAGCAAGCUCUCUGCCAUCGUGUCAUUGUUUAGAUUGAAGACUCAGAAUGGCUGGUCUGAUAAGAGCUUCAAUGAUCUACUUGAGACAUUGCCGAAGAUGUUACCUGAGGAGAACGUGCUUCAUUCAUCAAUGUACGAUGUGAAGAAAUUCUUGAAGACUUUCGGUAUCGGUUAUGAAAAGAUUCAUGCCUGUGUCAACGAUUGCUGUCUAUUCAGAAGAAAGUUGAAGAAGCUUGAUAAUUGUCCCAAAUGCAAGGCUUCAAGGUGGAAGAUAAACAUGCAGACUGGUGAGGUCAAGAAAGGGGUCGCGCAAAAAGUAUUAAGAUACUUUCCAAUCAUUCCGAGGCUGCAGAGGAUGUUUAGGUCUGAGGAAAUGGCGAAAAACUUAAGGUGGCAUGCUAGUAACCGUAGCACUGAUGGGAAACUCAGACACCCUGUAGAUUCAGUGACAUGGAAACAAAUGGAUGACAAACAUCCUUUAUUUGCUGCUGAGGAGAGGAAUAUUCGACUGGGAUUAUCUACUGAUGGAUUUAAUCCUUUCAGCAUGCAGAACAGUAAGUACAGUUGUUGGCCUGUGUUGUUAGUAAACUACAACCUGCCUCCAAAUCUGUGUAUGAAGAAGGAGAAUAUCAUGCUCACCUUGCUCAUUCCUGGUCCACAGCAGCCUGGUAACAGCAUUGAUGUCUACUUAGAGCCUCUAAUAGAGGAUCUAAACAAGUUGUGGAGCCUUGGAGAGUCGACAUAUGAUGUGGUGAGUAAAUCUGUUUUUACUCUCAAGGCAAUGCUUUUGUGGACGAUUAGUGAUUUCCCAGCCUAUGGAAAUCUAGCUGGUUGCAAAGUGAAGGGGAAAAUGGGCUGCCCUGUAUGCGGGAAGGACACAUAUAGUAUGUGGAUGAAGUUCUGUAGGAAACAUGUUUACAUGUCCCAUAGAAAAGGUCUCCCACCAACGCAUAGGUAUCGGAUAAAGAAGACUUGGUUUGAUGGAAAAGCUGAACAUCGAAGAAAGUCUAGGAUACUGUCGGGUCAUGACAUAUCCAAUAAUCUAAAAAACUAUGUCAACAAUUUUGGGAAUGGAAAAAAAUCUGGGAUGAAGAGGAAAAGGACCGCCAUUGUCGAUGAAGAAAAAACUGUGGAAGAUGUUUCCAGUGAAUCAGAGCCAGAGGAAGAAGAUGAAGUUAAUGUUGAGGAGUUAUCUAGAUGGAAGAAAAGAUCAAUAUUUUUUGAACUGCCAUAUUGGGAGGACCUGCCCGUAAGGCAUAACCUGGACGUCAUGCAUAUAGAGCGAAAUGUGGGAAAUAGCAUUGUCUCCACAUUACUGCACUGCGGGAAAUCAAAAGAUGGACUCAAUACUCGUAAAGAUCUGGAACAUCUUGGAAUUAGGAAGGAUCUUCACCCCAGCAUCAAAGGAAAAAGAACGUACCUGCCAGCAGCACCUUGGUCGUUGUCAAAGUCUGAAAAGAAAGUCUUCUGUAAGCGUCUUUUUGAUUUCAAAGGACCUGAUGGAUAUUGCUCAAAUAUAUCAAAGUUCUCUGCUGUGUGUUUGCCUUUAGGAUGA
Messenger RNA from Brassica oleracea var. oleracea, 1998 nucleotides. RefSeq lists its product as uncharacterized. The coding region runs from base 1 to 1998 and encodes 665 amino acids. Lineage: Eukaryota; Viridiplantae; Streptophyta; Magnoliopsida; Brassicales; Brassicaceae. The transcript has 3 exons. The record is from RefSeq and is a predicted model, not a curated record.